Messenger RNA from Larimichthys crocea (large yellow croaker), 2094 nucleotides. RefSeq names its product solute carrier family 22 member 5. NCBI's taxonomy places the organism in Eukaryota, Metazoa, Chordata, Actinopteri, Sciaenidae. Gene Ontology annotation, cellular component: membrane. Gene Ontology annotation, molecular function: transmembrane transporter activity. Gene Ontology annotation, biological process: transmembrane transport. The record is from RefSeq and is a predicted model, not a curated record.
UAAAAAAAACAUUUUUACUGUUCUGCAACAAUUUUUUUUUCAGCAAAGCCAAUCAAGCGUUAACAAACGGUUUUUAGAUUUAGAAUUCUACCUUUCUUUCACACCUGGAGUCAGAUAACAGAGAACAAAUUGUAUGGGACAUGUUAAACAUUCAAGUUGAAACAAAUCUUAAGAUCAUGUUCCUAUAAACCUAUAAUAAAUCUACUGAGAUUACCUGCACAGGGCAUAGGGCAUAGUUGUACACUGACAGACAGUAGAUAAGACUUUGAUUUGCUGAUUAGCAGGCACUCCUCAUAUAACAUGUACAAGAAGAAGAAGAUAGAAGAACAUUGUGGGAUUAUGAACACUUACGAUGAAACUACAGCUUUCCUGGGUCACUGGGGACGUUUCCAGCAGAUUGUCUUCUUCCUCCUCUGUGCCAGCACCAUUCCUAAUGGAUCCGGAGUUUUAUCCAUCAUCUUUGUGGCUGCCAUUCCCAGCCACCACUGCCUGGUUCCUGAGCUCAACCUGACUCAAGAUUGGCUCAAUGUUAUUAUCCCAAUAAAGGUGGUGAAUGGGAAACAGGAGCUGAGUAAAUGCAGCAGAUACAGACUGGAUGUGGUCAGAAAUCUCUCUGCCCAGGCUCUCAUUCCUGGCAGAGACAUCAACCUCACAGACCUGGAGCAGGAGGGCUGUCUGGAUGGGUGGAGCUACAGCAGAGACAUCUACCAAUCUACUAUAGUCUCUGAGUUUGACCUGGUAUGCAGUGAGCAGUGGAAGCAGCCGUUCACCUCUACACUUUACUUCCUAGGAGUUCUUGUUGGAUCUUUCUUCUCAGGACAGCUCUCAGACAGAUAUGGGAGGAAGCCUGUAUUUUUCACAACCAUGGCAGCUCAGACAAUUUUUACCUUUGUUCAAGUCUUCUCUCCUUCAUGGACGGUGUUCUCCAUCCUCCUCUUCUUCAGUGGUUUGGGACAAAUAGGCAACUACUUGUCUGCUUUCGUGCUGGGAACAGAGACCUUGACUGGCAAUGUGCGGGUCUUGUUCUCAUCACUGGGUGUGUGUCUGUGUUUUGCCAUCGGCUACAUGGUUCUCCCACUCUUGGCUUACUUUUUAAGGGACUGGAAAUCUCUUUUGCUGGCUGUCGCUCUGCCUGGUUUGCUCUACAUCCCUCUUUGGUGGUUCAUCACAGAGUCUCCACGGUGGUUGCUGUCUCAGGGACGAGUAGAGGAGGCUGAGGCCAUAGUGAGAAAUGCUGCUAGGAAGAACAAAGUUGAGGCCCCACGGAUCAUCUUUCAAGACUACAGUACCGAUGGGAAAAGUACCUGGUCUAAAAAAGAGGAACACCACACUGUCUUUGAUCUGCUAAAAAGCCACAACAUCAGAGCCACAACACUCAUUCUCUGCUUGGUGUGGUUCAGUCAAGUUACUGGCUAUUUUGGCCUGUCUUUGAACUCACUGAAACUCAGCGCUGACCCCUACAUAAGCUGUUUCAUUUCAGCAGCUGUAGAGUGCCAGGGUACAUUUAGCUGGCUGGCACUGCGAUACUUCCCACGCCGACCUCUGCAGUUCGCAAUGCUUCUGGGAGGUGUCCCUGUUCUCAUUCAGCUCGUGCCUCAAGCUUUACCAGAGGUGUCUGUUGCACUGGAGAUGCUGGGUAAAUAUAGUUUUACCACCAGUUCCUCACUGAUGUUUGCCUACACAGCAGAGCUUUACCCAACAGUGCUCAGGAGCACAGCGACAGGGACAUGUGCCACAUUUUCCAGAGUGGGCACCUGCAUUGCACCUUUUUUGUUACAGCUAAGUGUAUACAAUAAGUAUCUGCCUUACAUUAUACUGGGGACUCUGGCUGUUGUCUCUGCCUUUGCCACUCUUUUCCUACCAGAGAGCUUUGAACAACCUCUACCUGAAACCUUUCAACAGAUGCAUAAGAGAGGGAGGGUGAAGUGUCCCUGCAACACUCGCACAGAAACACCAGAACCUGCUGUGCUUUUGGAAAGUCAACUGUGAUUAAAUAAUGCACUGAAUUAACAUAUAGCAAUUGUAUAUCCUGACUACUCUACUCAAACUGAUCAUUUUACCCAGUAAUAAUAAAGUAAGAACACAUAUUUCAAC